AUGGUUUCAUUAGUGGAAUACAAAUUAGAAGAACAUACUGAUCUAUUUUACGACGGUAUGAUUGAUACAGAUUUGGCUAUAAGUCCUCUUCCUCAACGCUUGAUCAAUGAAAUAUCUAAAAUACGUAAUCAAACGAGGGUGGAAGAUCAUGUUAUUUUUAAAAUAUCAAGUCAAAGCUCAACUCUCCGAUACGAACUGUCGGAUGAUACAAUUAGGUAUUAUCAAAAAUAUAUAAAAAAGAGGAAAAGACAACAACCCUUGAAGGUCUUCUAUCCAGAAAUUUUAGUUGUGCUUGAUGCAUCUAUUUAUAAGCAUCUUGGUCAAGACCCUCACUUAGCAAUGAAUUAUUUAGUACCUUUCUGGAAUGGUGUAGAUUUGCGGUAUAGCGUCUUAAAAUCGCCUGAAGUAAAGCUUAAUAUUGCUGGCGUAAUCUUAGCACAAGAUGAAAUGGCAUUAAAAUUCAUACACAAUAAUUUAGAUGAUAGUGGUCGAAUACAGGCCAAAAAAGCACUAGUAGAUGCUGGAAUAUAUUUUGAUACCGAGGCUAAAUAUAUUACUUCCAAAGAUAUGGUUGUGAUUAUGACUAAGCGAGAUAUAUGUAGCUUAAAAACUACAAAUUAUUGUAAAUCUUCAGCAUUAGGGAAAGCUUUUACGGGAAAAGCAUGCUCUAAAAGAAAAAACACAGCAAUAUUGGAAGACAAUGGAGGCUAUGCCGGAAUUAUAACAGCUACUCAUGAGAUAGGGCAUCUAUUGGGAUUACCUCAUGAUGGUGAAGAUGAUGCAAUCGCUUGUUCUAUGAAAGAUGGUUAUAUUAUGGCAAGUGCAAAAUUCAGAUCUGUGAAUAGUCUUUGUUGGUCUCCAUGUAGCAAAAAUCUAUUGGAAGAAUCUGCAAGCCUAACAGUUUCCAAUUGUCUAGAAAACAGGCCUAAAAAUAUAGGGGGUACAGUAAUACGUCCUCUACCAGGUAAAUUUUUAACUUUAGACGAACAGUGUUUGGCGCGAGGUGGAAAACCAUGUAUAUUCAAUGAAACAGUAUGCUGGAAAUUACACUGCACAAAAUCUAUGAUAAACAUGAAAUGUGUUGGGAAAGCUCCCGCUGCUGAAGGUUCUACAUGUGGAAAAGGCUUGCACUGCAUAAAUGGAGCAUGUGUCGCUGAAUUUUCAUAA
Phymastichus coffea is the source of this 1167-nucleotide messenger RNA. RefSeq names its product A disintegrin and metalloproteinase with thrombospondin motifs like. Bases 1 to 1167 code for a protein of 388 amino acids. The transcript is spliced from 10 exons. Gene Ontology annotation, molecular function: metalloendopeptidase activity. The record is from RefSeq and is a predicted model, not a curated record. Lineage: Eukaryota; Metazoa; Arthropoda; Insecta; Hymenoptera; Eulophidae. Gene Ontology annotation, biological process: proteolysis.